Messenger RNA from Stereum hirsutum FP-91666 SS1, 1362 nucleotides. RefSeq lists its product as uncharacterized. The record is from RefSeq and is a predicted model, not a curated record. NCBI's taxonomy places the organism in Eukaryota, Fungi, Basidiomycota, Agaricomycetes, Russulales, Stereaceae. The coding region runs from base 1 to 1362 and encodes 453 amino acids. The transcript is spliced from 4 exons.
AUGAAGUUCACUCGUCUCUCCAACUUUGUCGCGCUCGUCGUGAUCGCGUCUCACGUUGCCGCUCUUCCCAUGGAGAACGGAGCUGUCGCUCGUGACUCCGAUGUCGCUGCCCCUGCUCCCAGUGGCUCUGGCUUCCCAGAUGGCGCUGCGAUUUCGUCCGCUGUCGCCGCCGCUGCCUCGUCCGUUCCUCCUCCCCCGAACGGCGGCGACGUUCCUUCUGGCCCUCCGCCCGCCGCAGCGCCGCCCUCCCGUCGCCAGGCCGGUCCGCCGCCUCCCGCUGGCUCGCCUCAGCCUCCUCCGCCUGCGGGAGGACCGGGCCCUCAGCGCCGUCAGGGUGGCCCUCCGCCGCCGCCGUCUGGCACCGGUCUCCCUCCAUCGGGUUCCCCGCCUAACGGCAACCAGCGUCGCCAGAACGGCACUUCUCCCCCUCCUCCUCCUCCCCCCGGAGGUCCCGGUCCUCAGCCCCGUGACGAUGGCCCUCACUCGGACGCCCCUCCUCCCCCUCCUCCAGCGGGUGGCCCGGCUCCUGUGAAUCAACCUCGCCAGGACGCUACUCCCCCGCCCCCGCCUCCGCCUGCUACUGGACUUCCUCCCUCCGGAGGUCCCGGGCCUCAGCGCCGUGACGAUGGUCCUCACCCGGAUGCUCCCCAGCCCACUCCUUCGGGACCAACUCCCCCUCCUCACGGCAACCAGCGUCGCCAGGGCGGUUCUCCUCCUCCCCCUCCCCCGCCUGCCGGUACUGGACUUCCUCCUUCCGGAGGUCCUGGUCCUCAGCGCCGUGACGAUGGCCCUCACUCGGAUGUUCCCCCGCCUCCUCCCUCGGGCCCAGCUCCUCCUGUCGGUAACCAGCCUCGCCAGAACGGUACUCCUCCCCCUCCUCCUCCCCCUCCCGGCGGAGGUCCUGGCCCUCAGCGUCGUGACGAUGGUCCUCAUUCAGGUGCUCCGCCGCCCCCUCCCUCGGAGAGCCCGGUUCGUCCUCCCGGCAACCAGCGUCGCCAGGGUGGUACUCCCCCUCCCCCUCCCCCGCCUGCCGGGACUGGUCUCCCUCCCUCUGGAGGCCCUGGCCCUCAGCGCCGCGACGACGGUCCUCACCCGGAUGCUCCCCAGCCCCCUCCCUCGGGACCGACUCCUCCUCACGGCAACCAGCGUCGUCAGGGCGGUUCUCCCCCUCCCCCUCCCCCGCCUGCCGGAACUGGCCUCCCUCCCUCCGGAGGUCCUGGCCCUCAGCGCCGCGAUGAUGGCCCCCACCCGGUCAGUGGCACUCCUCCCCCGCCUCCUCAGCAGCCCCCCUUCGGCGAUGAGUCGAUCUCCGCUCAAGUUCGUGAGGUGCUCUCCGCGAUUUACGAGGGCUUGAGACUCUGA